AUGCCCCUGCAUCACAUCACGCACCUCACGCUCCAACCCAUCCGCACCUACCGCCCGCGCAGCCCGCCCACGCCCGCACCGAGCAUGACCACCACCACCACCACCACAAAGAAGCGCUCGCGCGACUUCCUGCCCGACGACCGCGACGGCCUGGACGAGCAGACGACGAUUGUGCACAGCCCCGUCUCGUACACGCCGCCCGUGUCGCCGGGCGCCGAGAGGCGCGUGCGGAGCAGGGGCAGCUAUCGCAGCGAGAGGGGGAGUGCUGGGGGUAGCUAUAGAGAGGAGAGUAGGGGCAGCAGGGGCAGCUAUGGGGAGGAGGGGAGGGGGAGUGGGGGGAGUUAUAGGGAGGAGAGAGACGGGGGUACGCCGAGUGGCAGCCCGCCGAGGGAUGUGGAGAGGCCCGUCCAGAAGGAUCAGAGCCCACCGUACGAUAACCACCACGACCACGACCACGACCACGACCACGACCACGACCUAGACCACGAACCCGCCUCCCCCACCCCGCGACCAAAGCCCCCCCGCACCACCACCACCACCACCACCACAUCCCCACCCCACGACCCCCCCGCAACACCCCCCUCCGCGCAACCGCAACCUCCCCCCCUCCGCGACAGCACCACUCCCACCCCCAGUCCCCCCCGUCCCGAGCCCCAGCGACAGCAUUCACAAACCCCGCCACCACCACAAAACCAAACCCUACCCCCAAAAUCACCACCAGCAGAACCCCUAGCAGAAAAAGAAAAAGAAAAAGAGCCACCACCAGCAGCAGCAGCAGCCCCCGAAACCGACGACCUGCUGCUGCAGCUCCCGCCCCACGACUGGCCCUCGUUCCUGGCGCGCUUCACGGCCGCGCUGCACGCCGUUGGCGACGAGAAGGAGCGCAUUGCGCGCGAGCUGGACAUGUGGAACUGGAUGUACGAGAUCUGGAGCACCUCGCGCGACCGCGACGACACGCGCCGGCUCAGCAGGGAGAUGGCGACGAUGGUGCAGUGGACGCAGAUGAAGGAGGAGGAGCUGGAGCGCGCGCGCGAGGAGCAUACGAGGAGCAUGUUGGCGAUUUCGUCGGUGUUGGGCAUUGCGCCGAGUGGGGGGCCGCCGGGGAGGCGGUAG
This is a messenger RNA of Morchella sextelata, 1113 nucleotides long. RefSeq lists its product as uncharacterized. The record is from RefSeq and is a predicted model, not a curated record. The coding region runs from base 1 to 1113 and encodes 370 amino acids. The transcript has 3 exons. Lineage: Eukaryota; Fungi; Ascomycota; Pezizomycetes; Pezizales; Morchellaceae.